Pseudophryne corroboree (corroboree frog) is the source of this 4665-nucleotide messenger RNA. It is a transcript of the gene MCM9, whose product is annotated as minichromosome maintenance 9 homologous recombination repair factor. Gene Ontology annotation, biological process: double-strand break repair via homologous recombination. Gene Ontology annotation, cellular component: nucleus; MCM complex. The transcript has 14 exons. The coding region runs from base 213 to 3680 and encodes 1155 amino acids. Gene Ontology annotation, molecular function: ATP binding; single-stranded DNA helicase activity; single-stranded DNA binding. The record is from RefSeq and is a predicted model, not a curated record. Lineage: Eukaryota; Metazoa; Chordata; Amphibia; Anura; Myobatrachidae.
GAGACUUGAACCGCAGACAUGAGGCGCAGGCGCAGUAGAGCAGCGCGCCUGUACUAUCAGCAUACAGUGUGAGAGAGCAGCUGCCUAGUAUGAUGAGUGACAUUGCAGCGGGCGGACAUCCUGCAGUCAACCUAAGAAUGUGCAAACUGGCAAGCUGAGAGAAAUAACUUGUGAGGCUCCUCAUCUGGUUCAAGCUCCUGCUGAUACCGAGCAUGUAUUUGUAUCCAGAACAAGUAGCCCUGGUGGGCCAGGUGUUUGAGUCCUAUACACUGGAACACCACCAGAAAGAGAUCUUUCAAAUACUUAUGGAAAGUGAUGAGGACGCUCAUUACUCUGUGGUUGUGAAUGCCAUGACGCUGUUUGAGACUAACAUGGAAAUUGGAGACUAUUUCAAUGCUUUUCCCAAUGAGGUUCUGCCAGUCUUUGAUAAUGCUUUGCGUCGAGCAGCCAUGAGCAUCAUGCAGUCCACCCCUGAGAAUGAGAAAGUCAUGAAGCAGAAUUUGCAUGCAAGAAUAACCGGUUUGCCAGUCUGUCCAGAACUAACGCGGGAGCACAUUCCCCGGACCAGAGAUGUGGGGCAUUUCCUGUCAGUCACCGGCACAGUUAUUCGCACCAGCCUAGUGAAAGUUUUAGAGUAUGAGCAGGACUUUAUGUGCAAUAAGUGUAAACACGUCCUCACAGUGAAAGCUGACUUUGAGCAGUAUUACUCAUUCUCUCCACCUGUUGCUUGUACCAAUGAAGAAGGCUGCAACUGUAACAAAUUUACCUGCCUCUCUGACCUGUCGUCUCCAGCCAGCUGCAGAGAUUACCAGGAGAUCAAAAUACAGGAGCAGGUGCAGAGAUUGUCGGUGGGCAGUAUCCCUCGAUCUAUGGUAGUGGUUUUAGAAGAUGACCUUGUUGACAGCUGUAAGUCAGGGGAUGAUGUCACAGUAUAUGGUGUUGUUAUGCAACGUUGGAAGCCCCUUUAUGUGGACACACGUUGCGACCUUGAGAUUGUCCUAAAAGCCAACUACAUCGCGGUGAAUAAUGAGCAGCCUUGUGGAGUGGUCAUAAAUGAGGAAGUGAGAAAAGAAUAUGAAGAAUUCUGGGAACGGUUUAAGAACAAUCCAUUAGCAGGUCGGAAUGAGAUCCUAGCCAGCCUGUGCCCACAGGUAUUUGGCAUGUUUGUGGUGAAGCUGGCAGUAGCCAUGGUAUUGGCUGGAGGAGUACAGAGAAUUGAUUCUGUUGGUACCAGAGUGAGAGGGGAGUCCCACCUUCUGCUUGUUGGUGACCCUGGUACAGGAAAAUCUCAAUUUUUGAAAUAUGCAGUGAAGAUAACUCCAAGAUCAGUUUUGACUGCAGGCAUUGGAUCCACUAGUGCAGGUCUGACUGUAACUGCGGUUAAGGACUCGGGUGAGUGGAAUCUGGAGGCCGGGGCUCUAGUCCUGUCAGAUGGAGGUUUGUGCUGCAUUGAUGAAUUCAACAGUAUCAAGGAACAUGACAGAACCAGCAUCCAUGAGGCAAUGGAACAGCAGACGAUCAGUGUGGCCAAAGCUGGGUUGGUGUGCAAACUAAACACCAGAACGACUAUCCUGGCUGCUACUAAUCCAAAAGGACAAUAUGACCCAGAAGAGUCCAUCUCUGUUAAUGUAGCCCUUGCUAGUCCUCUUCUCAGUAGAUUUGACCUGGUGUUAGUGUUGUUGGACACAAAAAAUGAAGACUGGGACAGGAUUAUUUCUUCCUUUAUAUUGGAAAACAAAGGGUGCCCACGCAAAUCUGAUAAGCUCUGGAGCAUGGAAAAGAUGAAAACCUACCUCUGCCUUGUAAAGAGCUUGCAGCCUAAAAUGUCUGAAGGGGCUAACAUAAUUCUAGUGCGUUAUUACCAGCUCCAGAGACAAAGUGAUAGCAGAAACGCAGCGCGUACUACCAUCCGCCUUCUGGAGAGCUUGAUACGACUGGCAGAAGCCCAUGCGCGACUCAUGUAUCGGGAUACUGUGACUGUUGAAGAUGCAAUAACUGUGGUAUCAGUAAUGGAGUCAUCUAUGCAGGGAGGUGCAUUACUUGGAGGGGUGAAUGCAUUACAUACAUCGUUCCCGGACAAUCCACAAGAACAGUACCAGAUGCAGUGUGAGCUUCUCUUGGAUAGGCUUGGUCUGCAGAACAUUUUGAGGGAAGAGCUGCAGAGGCUGAAACGCCAAAAUGAAGACUCCAGCAAGCCUCAACCUGUAACAAGUAGGGCUAGUGGAUCAGACUAUUCCAUGGAAGAUAAAACAGUGUAUGGUGAUAGUGUGCAUCCUAAAGCGUCACAACAUGCCAACGUGAAAGAGAGAAUCUGCUCAAACACUACAAUCCUCCAAACGCCUUCAAAAGCUAUAACAAGUAGUAAUGAGAUUUGCAGAGAUUUGUCUGAUCCAUUGCUAAAGCAGCCCACGCAAAAUAUUCUGGAAACGGGAUAUUGUGAAAAGCAGAAAAGUAAUGUACAGACAUUGAGUCCUUCAGAAAGCCAAAGCGAGAAAUGUAGUGACACUAGUCUGGGGUGGUUUGAUUCUCUCCCAUCAGGGCACCAGAGCAUUGAUAUUUCUCCUAUAUCUAAUACUACUGAACACUACACAAACAUAAAACAUCAAGCUGCAAUUCAGCCAGGCCUUGCUGAAACUAGCAAUACUGAUUUCAGUGGUGCUAUUGCUGGAAGUGAGAUAAAAGGAAUACAGACACAACAAACAAGAAAGCGUCCGUCUGACACAAAGGUGAAUAAUUUACCAGAUGACGUUGUUACAGAGUAUAUUUCUAAAAAAUGGCAAAAAUUGAACAAACAGUCACUGAAAAGUGCAUCUAAUAGUAAUAAAUCAGCAGAGUGUUUGGAAACUGGAGGCUGUUCAGAUGUUUGUACUUCAAACGCUGCUCCUCUGCAUAGCACCCCUGCCCGCGGGAGAAGAAGAAAUCUUGUCCAUAUUAAUCCAGAAGAAGGCAGAGUACAUAUGAAGGAUCCAGGGGAGGGGAGAACAGAUGGGAAGAAUCCAGAAGAAAGGAAAGCAGGUACAAUGGAUCCAGGGAUGAGUGCCAAACUAGCUGAAUUAGCCAAGUUUUCUUUUAGGCAAAAGACAAAACUGGUGCACUGCGUGGGAAUAGACUCUGAAUCCACAUCUACUUCUAGUGGUGACAAAGAAAAUAGGAUUUGUGGUAUUUCUGAUGAUCAGCCAAAGGCUCCUCCCACGGAUAAAAUACAAAAUCUUUUGGUGGAAUCAAGUAGUAUGGAGAAAUCCAGUUCAGUUCUGAUGAGGCAGAAGAAAACUAGUGAUCCCUCAUAUGCUUCCACCAUAGACGAAGCAAUUCAGGCGAAAGGAUCUGCUUCAAGUAAUGCAAUACCCCUGCCUGUGUAUUUAAGUGAGGAACAUAAACUAGCAGAUGAGUCACAGUGCAGAAAAGUCUCUUCUAGUACUCUUGCCAAGCUGGCAAAAUUCUCAUUCACAUCAAUAUCUGAUCCCAAAACGUCUGAUGUAUCUGCCACCAUUAACAGGGAAGACCCACAAUCACCCCGAGAGCACAGUGCAGCAGCAAAAAGGAAAUGUUUUCAGCUGGAUCCUCCCUGUACUAUGAACAUUAUAACCAGUAAAUCUCUGUUUUAUACUGCAGACUUUGACGAUGAAACAUUAGAUUUUGAUUGGGAUGAUAAAAUAAAAGACAAAAAAUCUGUUAGAUGAUUAAAAUGCUGUAUACUAAAUCCUUUUUUGAGUAGGUGCCUUAACGUUCUCUCUGUGGUAAGUGAGAAUAUCAUUUUGCACCACCACUCUUUCAACAGACAAAUUUAUUUACAGUUACUGAUGCGUCCUCAUACAUCUAUCCUCAAUGCGCCAUGUAGCGCGAGAUGCCCGGUGUGAGUGAUCCAGCAGGUCCAGUGCAACUCUGUCAAUGUUGGGCUUUUUUUUGUGUCUUGCUGAUUAAUUUGAUAUAUGGCCCUUGUAUAUGGUAUGUGACUAUGUCUGUAUACGAAGCAGAACAGAACUUGUAUUGGAAAAAAGCUGCAGCUGCUACACUGCAGCACUUCGUGUACAGAUUCAGAGACUCAUUUGCACACAUAUAUGAACUUAAUCGGCAGUCUUCCAGGGGUACUGACAACUUUGCCGGGCCCCGGUACACGGAGGGGGGCAUGACCAAGGCAGGGGAGGUGUGUCCCGGCCCCCUCCUUAAAGAAUACUAAAAUAAAUAUUUUAAGUACGGCUGCAAAGCGGCUGCGCUGUACGCCAGUGCUCGAUCUAGAGGGCGGCAAGUGGAUGGCUGUGAUCGCUCUCUCCACGCACGUAGAGAAAGAGCUGACUGCUGCUGCAGCUGCCUCUCUCCCCAGCCCUGCACACAGCAACGUGUCCUGGGCUGCAGCAGUCCGCUCUUUCUCUCUCAUCCUGAAGUACAGCUCUGUGCAAUGGAAGGAGAUGAUCUGUAGGUCCAUAUAUAUUUGGACUUUCACACAAUUUUCAUUGUUUUCGCGCUCUAUGCCAACACAGUAGAUUUGAAAUUAAACAAUGGAGAUGCAAUUGUAGUGCAGACUUUCAACUUUAAUUCAAGUGGUUGAACAGAAAUAUAUGAAACGUUUAGGAAUUGCAACCAUUUUCAUACACUGUCCCCUGUUUUCAUGUGCUCAGUUGUAAUUGGGCAAAUUAAAAUGAUAAUAAAUAAAGAGUUCAUUUUAAA